GGUGGGAUAUAAUAAUGUGGGAUGGUGGGAUCUGGUGGGAUCUGGUGGGAUCACGUAGAGUGUUCAUAAAUCAGUGUUUAUUUUUAGUGAGCGCACGUCCCGAACAAUUCAAGAGUAUUUGUAAAUAUACGCUAUUCUUUGGCGUAUAAGAUUUAUUUAUUAUACAACAAUCGGUUCGAUAACAGAAGAAUUCUUCUGUCCGACUAUCGUGAAAUGUCAAUGUAAUUUGUUCAAGUACUAAUCGUAUUAACAAUAAGUAAUAAUCGUGUUGAAGAGAGCCGAUUAAUUCCUGAAAGAAGAAGAUAAAUCUGUGUGUAGCAACAUAGCCACAGCUGAGCGAUUGACUUCUGUCUUCUUUCUCUUAGAUAUAAUCGCGUCCCACGGUGCGCCUCGUUACGUUCAUAUUUCAUUUUUAUACAAUCAUCUCAAUAUGCACCUCGCAUGCAAAUGCCUAAACGUGUCAAUCAAGGCGAGGGGCAACGAACUGGAAAGGGUUAAAAUUGAAGAUUACGAACUGACCGCUACCGAACUCGCUGAUCCCUUCUUCCAAGAGAAUGUUGCGACUGUUGGAGAAUUGGAAGGUAUUACAAAGGAAUUACCUGGUUUGGUAGAAGUUCGAAAUAUUGGAGCCUGGGCUGUUCACCGAUGCAUCAAUUGUUCAAUGAAUACCCACGCAGUCCACAGAGAACGGGGUGCAGCACUAGUUUUGAUAAAUACCAAUGUCCUUAAAAGUGCUGAUGAAAUAGCUAAACUAACAGCGAGUCCUCACUUCAGUUCUAUAUUUAGGAUAAUGAUUGACAAUAAUAACAUAGACACCGUAGAUUUUCUGCAACCACCUAAUAAGUUUUCAGUGUCGCAGCUUCCAAGUAAUCUACAAUCGGCUCUUGGCGGUUUGCAACAACAGCUUGAAACAGCUGUGCAGAGGGAAGCUGCUGCAACUGAAGAAAGAGUUCGAGCUUUUUCCGCUGAACAGUAUCAACUUUUAGAGCAGUACAGAGAACAUGCACAUAUGGAGCACAGGUUGCUCGUUGGCCUAAUUUGCAACCAAAAAGAAACAGAAAAACCCGCAACCAUGGAAAUAUCUCAUGCUAUUUCUGACACGAUCCAACCAAAUAUAGCUCAACCAAUGUCUAAUGCACAGAAUACUAGACCUCACACAGUGGCGAGUGAUACAAAGAUCGUUGGCGGACCUAACAUCAGACACCAGGCAGCAACAAAACAUCCUGCUAACCUUCACCUAAGGAGUGGAGCUGACAAGAAAGCAUCGUUGAGACUGUAUUGCAAGGAACCCAGUAGUUACGACACUGAGGCAUUGUUUACAAUUGAAGGCAUGGAUGACUCCGUACCCGCAGAACAAGCUCAACAAUCUGAAGAAGAGUCUGACACUGAUGAUUCCGGCCAUGACGAAGGUAUCCAUAUUCCGCGAGGACAGAGAAGCGGCCAUCCAACCCUGGCCAAAUCCUUGCCAGUCAGUGUUCCUGUAUUUCCCUCCUUCACCCGUCAAAUUCAGCAUGAUCAAGGAGAUGAUCAGCUAUCGAGGGAUCCACACGAUCCACAUAAUAUUCGUGCAUCGAUGAAGGCUUUGGCAAAAAGUGUUCAUGGAGAUACAGUCUUUGGUGAUUUGCCACGUCCACGAUUUUCUACUCAGAUCUAACCUGGUAUAUGUACAAAUCUGUACUGUAUUCUAAUCACAUCGACCCAUUAUUUAGUAUAAAAUAUUUGUCAACUAUUGUUUAACCAUUGAAUUAUUGAAGAAUUUCACCCACAACUGAAAAUAAGUCGAAAAAUUAAAGAUAAAAAGUUUGAGUGAAUAGUUUUGGAAUAUUUUCGCAUGUUUUGUAGUAAAUGAGAAAUUUUGUUUAGUUCAAGAAUGUUGUUUUCUACGGAUUAGGUGUAUAAAUCCAGGAAAAGAAAUUAGAGAAUAUUGUGCGUGUGUGUAUACAAUGCACUUGCGAAAAUAGUAAAAGAAAUACUCAAAAUUAAAUUACGAAGCAGAAAAAUGUUUACACGCGUUACAUACUAUGUAUGUAUGCAUGUAUAGAAAUUGAAGUUGUAUACUUAUAUUUUGAGAAUAGGUAGCAGGCCAUUGGAACUGAUUAAAUUUUUAAGAAUGGCAUAUCGAAAGUGAUCCUGAACAUGAUCAACUCGCGUUCACUUAGUAUUCCAUACAUUUUGCAUAAAUAUACUUAUAAUCAUAGGUAGGUAUGAGUUUAGUACAUGACUUAUCGAUUAAUAAGGUAAUUUUGAAUUAUUAAUUUUCCUUGUGGAGGCUUACGAGUUCGAAUUAUCAGAUUCUUUUCUUUUUUUGUCCCUGCUUGCCAACUGGCAAAGUAAUCAGUGUGUCCAUAUGCAUUGUAUGACGAAGCUCGCUUAUUCGCAUAAUGCCGCGUAUGAUCAUAUUUUUUUAUUGUCCUAUUAUUUUAUCAUCAUAUUUUUAUUGUAAUAAAUUGUAAACAAGUACGUACCUUUUUACGCAAUAUUUUAUAAAUUAUCACAAUCUAAGAGUAUAUCUGCGAUGUUGAUAUGGCCUUGCAGAGAAUUCUGAUGACUUUAAUUUCUUACACGUAAAUUGUUCUUAGUAACCAAGUGGAUGCAUUAUCGAUACUAUCAUAAAUGUGACGUGUAGUCUUGCAUGGACGUGCAGCUGUUUAAAUGUAAACCAUUACUUCCUGAGUUCAGGCUUCUAUUCUGUCCAUGUCUCAAUUACGUUUUUCGAAUGAUACAGACAUGCAUACACGCGGACAUAUACAAACAGAUACAGAUACUCACCCUUCCACUUAUGGAUUUGAUUUUUUAUUUAUUCAAAUGACUGCGACCAGGGGCAGACUAAUUGUGUAAUUUUAUUCUCCGUGACAAAAUUGACAAACUGCUAGAGUGAGUUUCGGAUUAUUUAAUCAGAGGAUAAAGUUACGAAAUACAUUGUUCUGGAGAAUAAUAUAACUGACACUUGCUUGUAAGAAUACCAAGGACAAAAAGAGAGCUUGAAUUUUAUACUGUACCAAUCAUUAUAAAAUUGAAUACCGAUCGCGAUUUUGUGUACAGACCCCAGAGAAUUUCAUUAAUUUUGUAAGCUACUUAAUCAUAAACGUUAUCAUUUCUCAUUUUCUACUUGACUCUAAGUUAUUGUUUUUCAGUGAUGUUCCCAAUAUUACUAAAUACAUUUUGUUCGGGGACACUCCAUCAAAUUCUUUGCAUUACAAGUACUCGUACUAGUUUUUCAAUAUAUCUUUUUAAAAUUACAAAUCCAUAUUUGUGAAUGAAAAUGUAAUAUUAUGUUCUAAAAUGAAUCCUGAAAGACAGCUACUAAGGAAUUUGUGAGAAACUUAUGUCGACAGUAAAGUUUUUACCAUUGUGCCGACGGGUGGUACUACAGAUGAUAUCAUAAAUGUCUUGAUGAAUAUUACUUGCUCUACUAAUAGGAGGCGGCUAAUAAUUAAUGUAUGUGCAAUGAGAAAUCUUAUAUCAAGUGCCGUAUAAAAGGUUUAUCAUAUUAAGAAGGAUAUACGAACAUUACAUUACCCCAGUUUUAGUGUUACGUUGAUGAUUUUUAUUCAAAGGUAAUUGGUUGUAUGUAUAUUUACGCCAUAUUUCGCACUGGAAAACAGUUGCAUCAGUUAAUGACAGCAGAGUAACUGGUUAUGGAACGCUAAUGGAACGUAUUUUGAUAGAAAUUGGGUUUGUAUUCCAAUAAUUUUGUUU
Messenger RNA from Neodiprion fabricii, 3699 nucleotides. RefSeq lists its product as uncharacterized. The record is from RefSeq and is a predicted model, not a curated record. Gene Ontology annotation, cellular component: cytoplasm. The transcript has 8 exons. NCBI's taxonomy places the organism in Eukaryota, Metazoa, Arthropoda, Insecta, Hymenoptera, Diprionidae. Bases 431 to 1654 code for a protein of 407 amino acids. Gene Ontology annotation, biological process: neurotrophin TRK receptor signaling pathway; negative regulation of protein kinase activity; negative regulation of TOR signaling.